This is a messenger RNA of Mobula hypostoma (lesser devil ray), 1389 nucleotides long. Its product is annotated as P2Y purinoceptor 8-like. Bases 175 to 1167 code for a protein of 330 amino acids. The record is from RefSeq and is a predicted model, not a curated record. Gene Ontology annotation, biological process: positive regulation of Rho protein signal transduction; phospholipase C-activating G protein-coupled receptor signaling pathway. NCBI's taxonomy places the organism in Eukaryota, Metazoa, Chordata, Chondrichthyes, Myliobatiformes, Myliobatidae. Gene Ontology annotation, cellular component: plasma membrane. The transcript is spliced from 2 exons. Gene Ontology annotation, molecular function: G protein-coupled receptor activity.
CGACUGUCAACGUGCUAUUAUUUUUCUAUUCCGAUUACUUGUCCGAUUCACUCAAUAAACAGGCGGGAAAGCAAACCAUAGGAACAGCUGUCUGAAGAGAAGUGUACUUGACAUUGCCAAACUCGGUUUUUGUUCCUCUUCCUUGCAAGUACCAGUCUCUGCUCCUGCCGCAGGAUGAAUGGAAGUACGAUAGAGAACAGCACGUUAGAGAUGCUCACCAACUCGAUGCUGCACUAUACCCUUCCCACCAUCUACCUGGCCAUUUUUGUCAUCAGCACUCCCCUCAAUGCACUGUCCCUCUGGCUGCUCUCUUGCCGCAUGUGGCCCAAGACCCCCACCAUGAUAUUCUCCAUCAACCUGGCCAUCACGGAUCUUCUCUACAGCUUGACGCUGCCCUUCCAGAUCAUAUACCACUGGAACUGGAACAAUUGGGUCGUCGGAGACCCGCUGUGCCGACUGGUAAGCCUGCUCUUCUACGGGAACAUGCACUGUUCCAUCCUGACCGUCAUGCUGAUAAGCGUGGAGCGUUACCUCGGCGUCGUCCACCCCCUGCGCUCCUCUCAGUUCCGCACCAUUAAAACUGCCGUCCUGCUCUGUGUCAUUGUUUGGCUCUUUGUUUUGUCGGUCCACUCGCCGCUGAUGUACUCUGAACUAACGUAUGAAGUUCCGGCCCUGAAGAUCACGACCUGCUUCGACAUCAUGCGCCGUGACAUGUUCCCAGCCUUGUUUUAUUUCUAUCUCUACUUUUCCAUUCAGAUCUUCCUUUUUUUCCUCUUCCCUUUUAUGGUCAUGGUAGUGUGCUACUCUAAGAUUAUCAGAACCCUACUGAGGACCUCAGCAAUGGAAAUGAAAGAGUCAAGGAGACAGAUUGUUUAUUUGACAAUUAUGGUUCUGCUUGUCUUUACUAUCUGUUACCUCCCCACGCAAAUUAUUAUGAUUGCCCAUUUUGUACGCUCAAGCCAGAAGAGACCGAUCUAUGUCAUCUACAAGCUCUCCCUGGCUCUGGUCAGCUUAAAUGGAUGCUUUGACCCAUUGUUGUAUUACUUUGCCUCAAAGGAGUUUCGGCGGAAGGUCCAGAAGUUGUGCCCGUGUCUCCCUGUUGACGAUGGCGACAAGACCUUAAGCAAUAUCAUGCAGCCCCUGGCUGCGAAGGGCAGUCAGUUGUAGGGUUGAAGGUAAGGUCUUCCAUUUGAGUUGGUGGAGGACUGGGUGCCAUUUCCACUAUCCUUCGGACUGGUGAUGGUGGGUGAGAGUCCCUGACCUGUCCCGCAGCCAGAUGGAAAGUGGGCAGGCACAAGGCACCCUUUAAGACUGAGGUUUGUGGAAACAUACAGUGACACAAGAUAUUCUGUAGAUGUUGGAAAUCCAGAGUAAAACACAAAACCUUGG